Kwoniella mangroviensis CBS 8507 is the source of this 789-nucleotide messenger RNA. RefSeq lists its product as uncharacterized. The record is from RefSeq and is a predicted model, not a curated record. Gene Ontology annotation, molecular function: aldehyde-lyase activity. NCBI's taxonomy places the organism in Eukaryota, Fungi, Basidiomycota, Tremellomycetes, Tremellales, Cryptococcaceae. The transcript is spliced from 10 exons. Gene Ontology annotation, cellular component: cytoplasm. Bases 1 to 789 code for a protein of 262 amino acids.
AUGUUCAACCACUCUUUCGGCUCACCACCUCCAUUCGGAGAUGCUAGUUUCGCAACGAUGUUCGGCGUCCCGGCAGCCCCAGCGCAAGACCCUCCCAUGCUCAACUACAGAGGUCAUGCUCUUCACCACACUUUCGAUCUUCGAAGCAGGAUGAAGAUAUCCAGAGAGAAGCCCAUGAUCGGCACUUUCUUCGCUGCUUUCCCUCAUCCAGCCUUGGCAAGAAUGGUUGGACAGGCUGGAUAUGAUUAUGUCUUAUUGGAUUGGGAACAUACCCCUUUUAGUCGUACUGCUGUGGUUGUUCGAGUACCUGACGCGGGUGCAUCUGGAAUCAUCUUCGCACACAUUUCUACCGUUGAGCAAGCCCAACAGGCCAUCGAAGCAUGUCGGUUCCCACCUGUUGGGAAACGAUCUGGACCACCCAACGCCAUGCAGUUCGGUUACAACGAUGGUGCCCCUAACGGUGGAAGUGUGUUUGAAAUCUGGGGGAAAGCAGCCAUAAUUUUGCAAAUUGAGGACGAGGAAGGUGCUAAGAACGCUGAUGCUCUCUGGCUGCGUUGGAGGAAGUUGAUGGGCUUAUGGUUGGACCUGGUGACUUGGCGUUGUCGCUUGGUCUUUCUUUCGGGAAUAUGGCCCAAGAUGAGAGGUGGUUAUCAUCUGUCGAAUGGCGUCACCAUGCUUUGUGCCUCCAAUGAUUCUAUGAUCAUGGCUAUCGGACUCAGGAAAGAACUUGUAUCUGCUCAUGAACAACUCGACUCUUGGAAGAAAGAGAAACAAACUGCCUCGAAAUGA